AUGCCAAUGCUGCCAGCACCACCGCUUCCCACCUUCACCAUCUUCCUAUCCACCCUCAUUACUAUUUUGGCCACUCCCACCCAUUUCGACUUCGACAAUCUCACCCUCACCACUCUCAACCUCCUCGGCGAUGCCCACAUCACCAACGACACCAUCACCCUCACCGCUCAUCCUUCCGUCCCCAACUCCGCCGCCUCUAGAGCUCUCUACUCCAACCCUCUCCCUUUCCGCCACCCCACCACAUCCGCCCCCGCCUCCUUCUCCACAUUCUUCUCCUUCUCCAUCACCAACCUCAACCCUUCCUCCAUUGGUGCCGGCCUUGCCUUCCUCAUCUCCCCCGACGACCACUCCCUCGGCGAUUCCGGCCCCUCCUUAGGCCUUUCCGGUCCCGACGCCGCCCCCAACUUCGUCGCCGUUGAGUUCGACACCCUCAUGGAUAUCCAGCUCAACGACAUUAACGGCAACCAUGUCGGCAUCGACCUCAACGGCGUUGUUUCAACUCAGGCUGCCGAUUUGGGAACCCUCGAUAUCGACCUCAAGAGCGGCGACACCGUCAACGCAUGGAUCCUAUACGACGCAACCACCAAUGACUUCACCGUUUCGGUCUCCUACUCCAAUGUCAAGCCCAAAGAUCCCAUUUUGAAGCUGAAUCUCGAUAUGGCUCAGUACGUUAACGAUUUCAUGUACGUUGGGUUUUCUGGGUCUACCCAAGGUAGCACCGAGGUUCACAGUAUCCAGUGGUGGAGCUUCACUUCUAGCUUCGAUUCUGGGCCGUUGGAUUCCGCGCCGCCUCCUCCAACGGCUACUUUAACCAACCCAAGUGCCAGUAGUAGUUCUGCCUCGCUGGCACCACCUUCAUUGGCUCCUUCCGGUGCUGAAGAACGGAAGGAAGACGGUAAAUCGGGUUGCCACAAUGGGUUGUGUAAGAACGGUGUCGGUGUUGGUGCUGUUGCUGGUGUUGUUACUGCGGGUGCUUUUGUUCUUGCUCUAUUUGCUGGUGUGUUGAUUUGGGUUUACUCUAAAAAGGUGAAGCCUUUCAAGAGGCUCGAUUCUCUUGGUUCUGAGGUUAUUAGAAUGCCUAAGGAGUUUACCUAUAAGGAGCUUAAAUUGGCAACGAAUUGUUUCAGUGUUAAUAGGGUCAUUGGCCAUGGUGCAUUCGGUACUGUCUAUAAGGCAAUUUUGCCUGCGAAUGGUGACAUUGUUGCUGUCAAGAGGUGCAACCAUGGUGGUGAUCAGGGCAAGGAUGAGUUCUUGUCUGAGUUGUCCAUAAUUGGGACACUGAGGCACCGGAACCUGGUUCGCCUUCUGGGAUGGUGCCAUGAGAAAGGGGAGAUUUUGUUAGUUUAUGACUUGAUGCCUAAUGGGAGUUUAGAUAAGGCCUUGUAUGAGGCGAAAACACCUUUGCCUUGGGAUCAUCGGCAAAAAAUCUUGUUGGGUGUGGCAUCUGUUUUGGCCUAUUUGCAUCAUGAAUGUGAGAAUCAAGUGAUUCACAGGGAUAUUAAGACUAGCAACAUAAUGUUGGAUGAAGGGUUCAAUGCCCGGUUGGGUGACUUCGGAUUGGCGAGGCAGACGGAGCAUGACAAGUCCCCAGAUGCCACCGUGGCCGCUGGAACAAUGGGAUACCUCGCCCCGGAGUAUGUCCUCACGGGAAGAGCCACUGAGAAAACAGAUGUAUUUAGUUACGGUGCUGUGGUUCUUGAGGUUGCUAGUGGGAGAAGGCCUAUAGAGAAAGAUGCUAAUGGUGUUGGUAGAGUUGGGGUUAGCAGCAAUCUGGUGGAAUGGGUUUGGAGCUUGCACCAAGAAGGAAAGUUGCUGACGGCAGCGGAUCCAAGGCUCGGGGGUGAGUUUGAAGAAGAGGAGAUGAGGAGGGUGAUGUUGGUUGGGCUAGCUUGUUCACACCCUGAUGCGAUGGCUAGGCCAAGUAUGAGGAGUGUAGUUCAGAUGCUAAUGGGUGAGGCUGAAGUGCCCAUUGUCCCAAGAAUGAAGCCAUGUACUAGUUAUAGCACUUCCCACCUUUUGAAGACCUUGCAAGAUAGUAGUAACUCUGACUAUAAUGCCAUGAUCACCACCAUAUCUAUCUCCUCAUCAGAGGAAAGCUUCAAUGACAUAGUUUGAUGGCAGAAAAAAAAAAUUAUUGGGGAUGGGAUCACAUUGGUUGGUUUUAAUUAUUUAUUCAUAAGUUCAUAAUGUAGAUAGAUAGAGAGAUGUGUGUAUUCAUUUCAUUUGUUCUUGUAUGUAAAUCACAAUGAACAUUGCGAUUAUAGGCCAUAAGAAAGCAAAGAAUUUUUGGCACACUUUUUG
Messenger RNA from Arachis stenosperma, 2301 nucleotides. RefSeq names its product L-type lectin-domain containing receptor kinase VIII.1-like. The transcript has a single exon. Gene Ontology annotation, cellular component: plasma membrane. Gene Ontology annotation, molecular function: protein kinase activity; carbohydrate binding; ATP binding. The record is from RefSeq and is a predicted model, not a curated record. Gene Ontology annotation, biological process: protein phosphorylation. Bases 1 to 2115 code for a protein of 704 amino acids. Lineage: Eukaryota; Viridiplantae; Streptophyta; Magnoliopsida; Fabales; Fabaceae.